Megalops cyprinoides (Indo-Pacific tarpon) is the source of this 579-nucleotide messenger RNA. RefSeq lists its product as uncharacterized. The transcript has 6 exons. The record is from RefSeq and is a predicted model, not a curated record. Lineage: Eukaryota; Metazoa; Chordata; Actinopteri; Elopiformes; Megalopidae. The coding region runs from base 175 to 528 and encodes 117 amino acids.
UUAUUUGGGUCUGCUGUAAUACGGUUUUGAGCCGCAGUCCACAGCGCGAGCUCCCGCCCGUCUGUCCGCGUGAAGCUCGUCGAACUGCAAGAAAACCGAACCGAACCUGAGAAGCGGGACUGGCACAUAUAAGUGAGAGUGCGAUGCUCAGGAGAGCGGAGAGGGAGUGAGGCCAUGGGCUGCACCUCAGCCAAGCAGGUGUCGGCCGUGCCCAGCGACGAGGAGGGCCGGGGCAAGGCCUACAGCAACGGGGACCUCUUCAGCGAUGAGUACAAGGUGAAGGGAGUGGAGGAAGUGAAGUACAUGCGGGGAGGAGAGGAGGACAGGGUGAACGCACGCAACCAGGAGAACCUGGAGAAGAGUGCAGUGUCGUACCGGGGCAAACAGCACAAGGAGGUCUCUGGAUUCAGUGCCAACAGGACGAAUAUCCACACGUCAGAGAGCCAGCAGGAGUUCUUCAGGAUGCUGGAUGAGAAGAUUGAGAAGGGACGGGACUACUGCUCCGAGGAAGAGGAGGAUGUGACAUAGCACGGCGGCCCCCGACUGCUUCCAGAGAGAGAGUGCCUGAGAGAGAGAGAG